Molecule: messenger RNA, 1923 nt
Organism: Xyrauchen texanus (razorback sucker)
Lineage: Eukaryota; Metazoa; Chordata; Actinopteri; Cypriniformes; Catostomidae
Product: ribonuclease P protein subunit p21-like
Exons: 5
Coding region: 121-618 (165 amino acids)
Biological process (GO): tRNA processing
Cellular component (GO): nucleolar ribonuclease P complex
Source: RefSeq, a predicted model, not a curated record
GCUGCUGAGAGGAAGAGGAUGAAAACAAACAAGCACGUUUUUAUUGCUUGAGUUUCAUAUUGCCAGUUUUACAGCAUCGUUAAUAUUUUUGUUUUAAGACUAACGCUUUCAUAAAGACACAUGGCGGGGAAUAUAAAAGAUAAAGAAGCAUUUCAACGCUUGAACUUCCUCUAUCAAGCGGCUCAUUGUGUUUUGGCCCAAAAUCCAGAAAAUGUUGAACUGGCUAGAUUUUACUGCUUCACUCAAAAGACCAUCUCCAAACGACUGGUGCUCCGACAAGAUCCUUCAGUGAAAAGAACCAUUUGCAAGAAAUGUUGCACUUUGUUGGUACCAGGGGUCACAUCAAGUGUUCGACAAAAAAGGGGAUCCAGGCGACAACGUAGGACCAUUGUGAGAUGUGUAAGUUGUGGACUGACCAAACGGUUCCCAAACAACCCAAAGCAUAAACUGUGGGUGGACCAACCAGAGGCUCAACUAGAAAACCAGACUCCACCUGAUGCUGGUCCUUCAUCUAAAUCCACAAUCCAAAAGAAGAAAUCUGAUAUUUCAAGUGGUCCAGCUCCCACAUCACAGAAGUCUUUGUCUUCAGAUCAGAAAAAUCAGACUUGUGAAAAAUAAGCCAUUGGUUGCGGUUCCUCUUUGAUGUACAUUUAUUUGUUGUUACAGAGCGAGGUAUUCAACACUUUAACAUGGACAAUUUAACAAUUGAAAUGCCUUUGUUGUUUAAUUAAACUAAUUUUUAUUAGCCUGAAAUAUUGUUUUACUCUGUGCAUGUAUUUAGUAGGUGUUUUGCAUUGCAAUAAAGUGAUAUUUAAUUUAGUCUCUGCUAAAACAGUCAUAAAGUGAGUGGUUGUUUUACAUUGAUGAUGACUUUUAUUAUUUUAAAGACUGUACAUUUAUGCAUGCUUUAUUAAUAUUGAACUCUUUCAUGGCUUUGAAGAGGCCUUUCGCUUUUAUCACCCGAGGCAAAACUAAUCCUGUCGGGAUCCCAGUGCCAACCAUAUUAAUUGAUCUGUUGCUAAAUUACACAUUAUUCAAACUAUCAUUUGGAAAUUUUGCCUUAUUCAGUAACUUUAGUACAGUUUAUCCAGAUGAGAUCUGUGUAGGAUUUUGAGUGCUAAUUUUUAUUUAAAUCAAUUAAGUGGUGGUCGAUUAAUAUUGUGUCUUUAACUGAAGGGUUAUACAGUAAAUGCUUCCCUAUAUGGUGGGCGUAAAGGUUUUGAUAUUCUUACCUUUGAUGUUUGUGAUAACUAAAAGUCUCUCCGCAUAUCAAUGCUGUUUCAUGAAUUAUUAAAAUAAACAUGCACCACCUCUGCAAGUACAACGUGUGGUGCGUUUCACACAUAACAUCUUGUAUGCUCAAUGCAUUUGCUUAUUUAUGAUAUAUAACUUGGCAAUAAUUUAUAAGUGAUAUUAAGACAUUUGCAUGUGUAUGUGUAAAGUGUGUAAUUCACCCAGAGCUGAAGUUUUUAAUUUGUGGGAUAUGGGUCUUGUUUAUGCACAUUACAACACUGUGGUCCCAAGGAUAUGCAUCUAUGGGCUGUCAAUAUGGCAAACACAGGAAGUAUCUAGAGGCCUCAUUUAAGCCAAAGAUCCCCUCCCACUUCCUUAAAUUUAAACUGAAUCAAUUGCCCUGAAGCCCAGAAUGAGAUGCAAAGGAAGAUAGGAUUUAAUUCAGUUUGCAUCGCAUAAUGUCGGUGGGAGUACAUUAGAAAUUAAAAUUCUGUGGUAGGAAUUUGUGCUAAAUGGAUAUUUCCAUGUGUUUGAUGUAUUGUAGAGGAGACUAGAGGUGAAUGUAGAUGUAUAAGACAACAUGAGCCCAGUGGAUUUAUUGAUAUACUGCAUUGGAGAGAGAAGCAACAACUGCAGAUGCUAUUUUUUUGUUUGAUGAUUGGUUAACAGAUAUGGUGUGAUUACACUUCU